Messenger RNA from Aspergillus pseudotamarii, 366 nucleotides. Its product is annotated as putative prefoldin subunit 1. Gene Ontology annotation, cellular component: prefoldin complex; cytoplasm. Lineage: Eukaryota; Fungi; Ascomycota; Eurotiomycetes; Eurotiales; Aspergillaceae. Gene Ontology annotation, biological process: protein folding. The transcript has 3 exons. The coding region runs from base 1 to 366 and encodes 121 amino acids. Gene Ontology annotation, molecular function: protein folding chaperone. The record is from RefSeq and is a predicted model, not a curated record.
AUGUCUCUCCCUAAUGAAGCCCUGCAAAAGCUCCUCCAAGAACUUGAAAACCGUAUAGUCACCUCCCAACAACAGAUCGGAAUCGCCAAGGCCCAAGUGACCACAAAACAGAAGGCUAUCAGACUGCUAGACUUGACAUCCAAUGAGAUGAGCUCAUUGCCUAAGGACACGCCUGUCUAUGAAGGUGUAGGGAAGAUGUUCGUGGGUGUCCCAAUGUCGACGGUUGAUAAACGCUUGGUGGCCGAGAAGGCGGAACUCAAGUCGGAUGUGUCGGGGUUGGAGAAAAAGUUGAGUUCGCUGGAGAUGACGCAUAAGAACAGUAUGGAGCAUUAUGAGCGGUUUGUGAAGUCCGGUGGUAAGGCUUGA